GGGGCAACCAUAAUUUGUUUUGACGCGAUAGAAUUAUCUCCAAAGAGGGAAUUUUGAAGUUACAAAAGUACAACAUCCUCGUAAGUGACUCCAAAUUUCAUAAUUUCUUAAUGUGAAUAUUGUGCGACAUACAGCUUCUUAUCUCUUUAAAUAAGCAAAUUUCAUAUUGCAUAACUUCAUUCUCUCUCACAAUCACUGACAGUACAUUUCAUCUAUAGAUACGUAUCCCUAGAAUUGAUCUUUACUGUUUUCCUCAAAUUCACCCCACCUCAAAUCAUGGGUGAAAAGAUCACCGAAGAUCAAGUCGCCAACCUGCUGGCAAUACUGCGAACCGAUGGGUCCGUAGAUGCGAAGGUCAACCAAAUUAACAACAUCAAAUCUAGCAUCAAACAGCAUAAUGUUCCCGAACCAUGCAUCCUUUCGCUAUUCGAAGCCUUGCGCAUUGCGUUGUCGUCGCAGCAUGCUGCUUUGGUCAACGCUGGGUUCUCUACCCUCAAUCAUCUCCUCACCAGAUUAUCACGUCAGGAGCCAAAAUAUAUCGCAAAAGAAGCGGCAAGGACUUUGCCCAUGAUAAAUGAUAAGAUGGGUGAUCAGAGGGAGAAAUAUAGACAGCUUGCUGCGCAAUGUCUUACAACUUUCUGGAAGAAUGCGCCGAUGGAUGUAGAAAGGAUUGUGAAGAACGCAGGUCUGGUCGGAAAGAACUCAAGGAUGAAAGAGACUUCAAUGAACUGGAUUGUACAGGUAAAUGAGUGGAUUUUUGCGCAGCGUUGUUUACAUUUUCUAACAACUUCACUGAGUAGAUGCAUCAAGAGCAUGGCAUGCCAUUCAAAAGUUUUGUAACUACAUUAAUGGAAUUACUAGAAGAUGCCGAUGGCAUGGUAAGGGAUACUGCGAGAAAUACUGUCAUCACUUUAUUUCAGUAAGUCUCUUCAUAUCCAUCAUUUUACUUUUGUAUACUAACAUGCAGCAGGAAUGCUCCGAAUGGGGCCAAAUCAGACCUCAAAAAGCAAUUGAAGAAUUUCAAUGUUCGCCCAGCAAUCGUAUCAGCUAUCACAAGUCAACUUAUACAAGCCGGGCCCCCAGUGGUUGUGGAGCCGGAAAGACCUGAUGCCCCUAUGCGAAACCCCUUAGCUAGCAGCGCAUCUGCCAUGAGCAUCUCCAGACCAGCAACACCAGAAGUCAGGGUGGAGCAAGUGGAACCUGCAUAUGUGAAUACACAGAGAGAACUAGAGGAAACCUUUCAGGAAAUGCAGCAAUGGUUUCAGGACAAGGAGUCUGAAGCUAACUGGCUAAAGCGAGAACAAAGUUGUACAAAAUUACGGAGACUGAACGCCGGAAAUGCCCCAAGCGACUAUCACGAUGCUUUCCUUGCUGGUAUCAAGAGCCUCCUUGAUGGUAUUUUAAAAGCUGUUAACUCACUGAGAACAAGUCUCUCCAAAGAAGGGUGUAGCGUCGUCCAAGAGGUUGCUAGAACUGCUGGACCUGGACUGGAUCCUAUGGUCGAAAUUCUGUUACAAAACCUCAUCAAGCUAUGUGGCGGUACCAAGAAGAUCAGUUCGCAGAAUGGAAAUGCCACUGUUGAUAUUAUUAUUAGUGGUGUCACCUAUAAUCAUCGAAUUAUGCAGCAUAUUUGGCUUGCAUGCCAGGAUAAAAAUGUUCAGCCCAGAACAUAUGCCACAAGCUGGCUCAAAACCUUGCUAAAGAAGGAGGCGCAACACAAGAGCCAUGUUGAGCACAGCGGAGGCUUGGAACUAAUAGAAAAGUGUCUAAAGAAAGGUUUAGCCGACGCAAAUCCUGGUGUUCGUGAGAAUAUGAGGUCGACCUAUUGGACUUUUGCUCAGAUCUGGCCAGCAAGAGCUGAAAUGUAAGGGCAUAAGUAUUCCUCCUGGGACUUUACUGGUAGCUAACAAUUUUUAGAAUCAUCGAGGACCUAGAACCAACUCAGAAGAGAUUAUUGGAAAAUUCUUCAGACAAUCCUAAUGCUCCAAAGAAGGCAGCAGCAGCGGCAGUCAGCACCAGACCAGGGCUUGGUUUCUCUAAGAGCACUACGGGACCUCCUAGACCUUCCUUGAGGGAGACCAUGCUGGCCCAGAAAAAGGCCCAAAUGGCCAGCAAGAAUAUUCCUUCUCGUCCUGGUUCUGCAAUGUCAACAUUUUCUCCAACGAGGACAGUGCCAACUAAAUCAUCUUCAGAAUCAGCUCCAACACGACCAUAUCUAGAAGCUAAUGCAUCUCGCGGUGGUCUUUCUGUCGCACCCAUGCGACCAAGUAAAUCCAAGAGACCAGAACUCGCUCCUAGACCUGCAACUGCCGGCCCAUAUUCUGUAAGAAGAACUAACCAAGCUUCCAGCGAAGCAAAUGCCAGUCCUUCGUCCUCUACAACCGCAAGACCACCAAGAUCCAAAACUCCUGUUGCUACCAGUUCCCCCCAAGCCAGAAGAGCUCCGGUGCCGAGACCCAAUACAAGCCAUACUAGUCAUCCAACACAAUCUAAUCAGCCAACUCAAUCCACAUACACAAGUCCUGCCAAAACUGUACCUGCAAAGGUUACAACGGCAUCUCCCAGGCUUGCUGCUUCUCCGCAUAUUAGUAGCCCUGUUAGGACAAGAACUAAAUCAGUACCCGGGUUACCUCUAUCUAGUCCCACACGGGCGGAUGAAGAUUUUACUAUGGUUGUUCCCACCAUUACAGGAUUAGAGCGGAUUCGAUCUGAGAAAGUUUCCCAGGUCUUUGAGUCAUCUGAUGGAGAAGAUAUCAAAGCUCCUGUCAAUCAGCCAAUGAAAGUUUACGAGGACCCAUUCUCAAGUACAGAUGACACAACUACUCCCAGACCCACAGUUACUGCAUCUGUUCUAGAAGAAGUACCUGUCAAUGAAGAUGCUAUGAAUCUGUCAAGGAAUAGUAUAGGUGAACUCGAUGGCGAGGGAAUUAAGAAUCCACCAAUGUCUCCCGACAAGCUCAAACAAACCACAAAGUUACUCGACAGCGGCAUCGCCAAAAUCAAAGGCAAAACCUUGGAUGCCCACGGUUUCCGCAAACUCCAAACAAUGAUCAGAGAUAACAAAGCCGUAUGGGGAGAUGGCAGGUUCCCUGCUCUUGUGAUGGGUCUCUUCGAGUAUCUCGAAGAACCAUUAACAAACCUCUCACCUGCGAAAGUCCAGGACGUCAAAGCACAAAUACUAGCGACAAUCAAAGUCUUGUAUAAAAACUACCGAGAAUACUUCCAACCAUAUACCGCAAAAGGCUUCCAUUCUAUUCUCGUCACUCGCUCUUGCUAUGAUGCACGCACUCACAUUGUCAGUGGCCUCGAACUCCUGGCCGACGAGCUUGUCACACUUGCCAACCCCAAGGACACCAUCAGUACUAUUCUAAAUUCUCUCUCUGACGAAGAAAUGACAUUAGAAGGAUGUCGAAAAUUAAGUAUGGGAUUACACAUACUCAAGCAGACACUAGAUGUCAAAUCGGAGGUUGAAUUGGACGAUGCGGAGAUUGAUAGUAUCUUGGCAUUAGCAGCAAAGUGUCUUGAGAGCAAGGAAAGCGGAGUGAGAUUGGAUGCUGUGGUACUCUGUGUGAGUACCCAUGCACGAAUCGGAGAGGCUAGAUUUUGGAGUGGAAUUGGUGGAAGAGUGAGUGGGGAUCCUAAGAGUUUGAUUACAUAUUAUAUUGUUAAGAGGCAAAGGGAAUUGGAGAUGGGAAAUUGAAGAGAAAGGGGUCGGGAAGGGGCUUUGGAGUGGUGUGCAAAAAGGGACUGAGGUGGUACUGAUGUUUCAAUAGAGUGGAUGCGAAAGGGCUGUAAGAUACAAAGGUUCUCUAUUUUGACUGAAUAUUUUGGGAUAUUUUUUGGUCGGUAUGAUGGAUUCUCUGGAGUGUAGCGAGCAAAAAGGGAGGGGAGUAAAAGGCGUUGUGCAGUGCACCUUUACAUAUUUCUGGUUAUUAUCAUAGGCGUUGAGGUUUCGGCUCAGUACAUUUAUAUUUUGUAAUGUUUUGAUCUGAUUAUGUUUAUGCGGCUUUAUUUGU
Sclerotinia trifoliorum is the source of this 4016-nucleotide messenger RNA. The record is from the annotation of a GenBank genome assembly. NCBI's taxonomy places the organism in Eukaryota, Fungi, Ascomycota, Leotiomycetes, Helotiales, Sclerotiniaceae.